Molecule: messenger RNA, 1557 nt
Organism: Anopheles maculipalpis
Lineage: Eukaryota; Metazoa; Arthropoda; Insecta; Diptera; Culicidae
Product: UDP-glucosyltransferase 2-like
Exons: 3
Coding region: 1-1557 (518 amino acids)
Molecular function (GO): UDP-glycosyltransferase activity
Source: RefSeq, a predicted model, not a curated record
AUGAUCGUUGCCGUUGUGCUGUUACUUCUGGCAAGCUUGUGGGUGCUAGCUGAUGCUGCUAACAUUCUUUGCCUAACGCCAGUCCCCAGCCCUAGCCAUCACAUAUGGAAUCGCGUCUGGAUCGAGGCACUAGCCGCAAGAGGGCACAAUUUAACGGUGGUAUCAGCGGAUGUCGAAAGCAAACCAACACCAAACAUCACCUACAUUCACCUAGAACAUGCCUACUCGGAACUGCACAACGAUCUCGAUCUGUUUCAAAUGGCAAGCCAUGAUCCGCUGACAGGAAUCAAAGAUCUGUACACCUGGGGAACGUCUAUGUGCAAAGGAGUGCUACGUUCGAAGGGUCUCGAUGUGAUCGAAUCCUAUCCGGACGCGUUCCGGUUCGAUCUCGUCAUUGCGGACAUCACCUGUGGACCGUGUCUGUUCCCGCUGAUACACAAGUUCCGCUAUCCGCCGCUGAUCGGUGUGACGGCGUACAACAAUCCACAGUUUACGACGGAUUUCGUUGGUGGACACAAACACUACGCGUACGUACCAUUCUUUACCCUGAACUACGAUUCGGACAUGAGCUUCCUGCAGCGGUUCUACAACUGGGUGCUGCACAAUGUCGAUCAUAUCUAUCGCCAUCACAUCUUUCUGCCAAGAAUUGAGCACCUGGUGCGGAAUCAUUUCCGCUACCGAGGCAUGCCUUCGUUGGGGCAAAUAGAGCGCAAAACCUUUCUGCUGCUAGCAAACUUUCACUACUCGGUAGAUUUUGCGGAAUCUCUUCCACCGAACCAUAUCCCGGUCGGUGGACUACAGGUACUCCCACCGAAAAAGCUACCCAUCGAACUAGCCACAUUUCUAGACGCUGGUCAGAAAGGAUCAGUGCUGUUCUCGCUCGGUACAAAUGUUAGAAGUGCAGAUCUAGGGGAAGAUCGCAUCAGAUCGUUUCUCGAGGUGUUUCGCCAUCUGCGGGAAUAUAAUUUUCUGUGGAAAUUUGAAGAGAUCCCAAAGUUUGAGGUACCCUCAAACGUUCUGAUAAGAAAGUUUGUACCACAAAACGAUAUACUAGCACACCCGAACGUGAAGGCGUUCAUAACGCACGGUGGUAUGCUUAGUACGCAUGAGGCAACAUGGCACGGUGUGCCCAUGGUUGGGAUUCCUUUCAUUUGUGAUCAGUAUCGGAACCUACACAAAUCGGUAACUGCUGGCGUUGCACUUCGACUACAGCAUGAUUCGUUGUCGACGGCCAACAUUGAAGCUGCCCUCCGGGAGAUACUCACCAACACCAGCUAUCGAGCGAGCAUGAGCCACCGUUCGGCAUUGCUUCGCGAUCAACCAGAGCAUCCACUCGAUCGUGCCGUGUGGUGGAUCGAGUGGACCCUACGUCAUCCGAACGUGAGGGCUAUUCAAUCGCCGACGAAGCGAAUGUCAUUCUGGGUGUACGAGCUGUACGAUGUAAAGCUGGCGCUGAUACUACUGCUCGGUCUGGCUGUAUAUUACACUAAGCGACUAUUUGCACGCUUUAACAAACGCUCGUAUCGUAAUGUUCAAACAGGCAAGAAAUCUAACUAG